GUCUACGGAUUGCGCGUCUGUUCGAUAUCACCCCCGAGUUUCUUUGGCUGAUUCCUCGUUGACUUGAACAGAAAAGUGAAUCGUGACGCCGAGCCUCGCCACUCCCCGCAGCAGCGAAAGGAAAACCAGAAGUCGUCGGAAUUGGCUCGCGGGAAAUUCAGAAGGAGCAGCUCUUUGCGCAAAACUCUCCUUGUUACCACGUGAUUUCGUGCGAGUUUGACCGUACCUGUCCGUCUGACUCCACAAGAAGCAGGUAGUAUCCGACUGGGACGAAAAACUUGUAUCCGCAGCAGUCAUCCACGAUAUACGCAUGUCGGACGGUAUCGAGAACUUGAAGUCAUUUGAUCCCUUUGCUGACGCAAUCCGCGGGAAUGACAGCUCGAGCGUCCAGGACGGCUUGAUUCACAUUCGAAUCCAGCAGAGGAACGGCCGGAAAACGCUCACGACUGUUCAGGGCAUCGCUGAGGAUUUCGAUAAGAAGAAAAUCGUUCGGGCUUGCAAGAAGGACUUCGCCUGCAAUGGUACAGUGGUCGAUCAUCCCGAGUACGGUGAAGUUCUGCAGCUGCAAGGCGAUCAACGCAACAACAUCUGUCAAUUUCUAACGAAAAUCGGAAUCGCGAAGAGUGAACAGCUUAAGGUGCACGGCUUCUAGAGAACUUCCCGAGUAAUCGGGACUUAGAAACCGCACAAACCGUCGAGUGUUCCAAUAAAAUCUGACCAAGGACAUCAUCCGUGUU
Galendromus occidentalis (western predatory mite) is the source of this 737-nucleotide messenger RNA. Its product is annotated as eukaryotic translation initiation factor 1. NCBI's taxonomy places the organism in Eukaryota, Metazoa, Arthropoda, Arachnida, Mesostigmata, Phytoseiidae. The coding region runs from base 311 to 652 and encodes 113 amino acids. Gene Ontology annotation, biological process: translational initiation. Gene Ontology annotation, molecular function: translation initiation factor activity. The transcript is spliced from 2 exons. The record is from RefSeq and is a predicted model, not a curated record.